Phyllotreta striolata is the source of this 1892-nucleotide messenger RNA. NCBI's taxonomy places the organism in Eukaryota, Metazoa, Arthropoda, Insecta, Coleoptera, Chrysomelidae. The record is from the annotation of a GenBank genome assembly.
CAAAGAGAUACAAUACCAGUUACACACAUUAAUUCAUAAUCCGAAAACAAGUGUUUGACGAGAUAAAAUUUGAUAAAAAUCGAAUAGAAAUCGUAUAUUAUCCAUCACAAAAAGUGGGUUUCUACUAAUAUCAUUCUCGAUAUUUUACAGUAACCUAUAAAAACAAUCCGCCAAACGAACCGAGAAUGAGAAAACUCUGCGCGAAUUGCUGCACAGUCAAAGCCCUAAUUCUACUAACAGCCGCUCUACUAGUACUUUUAACCGGCGUCUUGGUGCUCAGUUUCGUGGGAAUACCCCGUAUAAUCAACCACGAACUCGCCCUGUCGAUGCGCUUGGAUAAACACACCGAUCAAUGGGAGAGAUUCGUGAAUUUACCAAUACCUAUUGUGACUAAAGUGUAUUUGUUCACUGUAGCCAAUCCAGCCGCCAUUUUGGAGGGCGCCAAGCCGAUUGUAGUGGAAAAAGGGCCGUAUGUUUACAAGCAGAAACUGACGAAAAAAAUACUAAGGACAGAUGAAAGCGACGAUAGCGUGACUUACGAAAAAUACUCUAGUGUUAACUUCGAUCAGGAAUUGUCCGGGCAAAACAGGGUGAAUGAUACCGUUACAGUUCUCAAUCCCGCUUUAUUAGUAUUAACGCAAAUAACGUCCCCGUUGGAACAACUGGCAGCUACAGGAUGUUUGGAUAAAUUAUUCCUGCCUGAAUACAACAAAUUAUUCAUUGAAACUACAGUAGAAACUUUGAUGUUUAAAGGUUUCCCAUUCGCUAAUAGCACUGAAGAAAUGGGAUACGCUUGCAACAUCAUCAGAAAUCAAGUGAUAGAGAAAACCAAAAUCAUGAAAAACGUCCAGUUCAUCAUGAACAAAGAUUUCGAUAUGGUGCAGUUGCUGAGGUUUUCCUACUUGGGAUUCAAAAUUAACCAGCCUGACGGGGUUUACACGGUCAACAGGGGCAUCAAAGACAUAUCCCAAUUGGGUACCAUCAUGAAAUGGAACCAUUCCAGCGAAGUACCUUUCUGGGGAAGAUUGCAAUCGACAAAUAACGAGACCUGUAAGCGAGUCGGGGGCACCGAUUCCACCAUAUACGCCCCCUUUGUGAAAAAGACCGACGUUCUGGAGAUAUUUUCCACGGAUAUUUGCAGAACAGUAAAUAUUUAUUAUACGGGCGAAGGAAGUUACAAAGGACUAAAAGGAUACGUUUUCGAACCGAAAAACACCACUUUUUACUCAUCUAUAAUUCCUAAAGAAGAAGACUGCUUCUGUACACAAAAAACAUUGUAUUACAACGGACAGAAAAGUUGUUAUUUAGACGGCAUUUUGGACGUAUACGAUUGUUUCGGUGCUCCGCUUAUACUUUCAUUCCCUCAUUUCCUGUAUGCAGAGAAGUACCUCGAUGCGGUUGAGAACUUAACGAAGCCUGAUAAGGAUAAACACGGAAUUUAUUUGCUAAUCGAACCAAAUACUGGGGUUCCUUUGCAAGGCAAAAAAAGGGUCCAAUUGAACCAAAUUCUAAGGCCUAUCAAGCACAUGGCUUUCGCUGCGAAUUUACCACAGACUAUUAUACCUCUUUUGUGGAUAGAUGAGGGAGCUGAACUCAAUGAUGACUUGAUAGAUAUGUUAAACAGCAAGUUUUUCAACGUGGUGAAAUUGACUUCCGGCGUGAAAUACGGUUUGAUAGCUGUAUCUGCUGCUGGUGUAUUAGUAGCCGGUGGGUUUUUGUACAGGAAGAAAGUUUUGAAAUGGUAGAGUUUGCGAUAUUUGUUCCAUAAAGAAUUAAAUUACUUCUUUAUAAGUUGACUUUGGUUAGGUGAAUAAAUAUUUAUUUUGGAUCAUUGUUAACGAAAACGUUUUGUUAUAUCGAAUUUUUGUACUAUCCUAAAAGUUUUACUCGAA